AUGGCGCCGAAGGCCGUCGUCAAGACGCAGGUCAAGAAGGCCAAGACCGUCUCCAAGAUCGUGCCCGCGCUUCCUCAAGACAAGGCGAAGGACCCUAAGACGACCGCCGCGAAGAAGGACAAAGACGCGGCGGCGAAGGCAAAGGCGAAAGCCGCGGAGAAGUUGCGCCUCGAGAGGGAGAAGGAGAAAGAGCAGAAGCAGAAAAGACUUGAGAAGAAGAAGGCCGAGGAGGCGGCGUUCCACGCCAAGGAGGCGAAGAGGCAAGAGCGCGAGGAGGCCAAGCAGAGGGCCAUCGAGGAGAGGGAGGCCGAGAAGGCCGUCGCGGCGGUGGCGCGCUUCGAGGCCCAGGAGGCCAAGCGGAAGGCCAAGGCGGAGGCCGCCGAGGCCUCGAGGCUCCGCCGGCUGGAGGUGGAGGAGGCCAACCGCAAGGCGUGCGAGAGGUGGCAGGCGGACCAGGCAGGGGUGGUGGUGGAUGCAGAGGAGGACGAGGAAGACGAGAAGGCAGGGGACACCGGCGCGGCCGCUUCGAGCCCCGCCCCGCAGCAGCAGGCGGAGGCCCAGGCGGAAGCCGCGCAGGAGGAGGAGGAGGAGGAGGAGGAGGAAGAAGCGGAGGAGGAAGCGGAGGCGGAGGCCGAGGGCGGCGAGGGGGAGGGCGCCGGGGCAGCCGCCGGCUGCGCGCUGGGGGAGGACACGGCGGCGGAGAGACGGGCGCAGCUGCAGGAGGAGGCCGACCAGGCCGCGCAGCAGGAGCUGCAGACUCUGUGGCGGGCCGCCACGGACAAGGCCGAGAAGGAGGAGCAGGCGAGGCGUGCGGCGGAGGAGGAGGCUGCGGCGAGCGCUGCGGAGGCCAAGGCGAGGGAGGAGGCCGAGGCGAAGGCGAGGGUCGAGGCCGAAGCGUUGGCACUGGCGGCGGCAGCGGCGAGGGCCCGGGAGGAGGCCGAGGCGAGGGCGCUGGCAGAGGCAGAGGCAAGGGCGCAGGAGGAGGCGAAGAUGAAGGCUGAGGCCGAGGCGAAGGCCCAGGAGGAGGCCGAGGCGAGAGCAAAGGAAGAGGCCGAGGCGAGAGCUCAACAGGAGGCCGAGGCGAAAGCGCUGGCAGAGGCCGAGGCGAAGGCGAAAGAGGAGGCUGAAGCCAGGGCGCUGGCGGAGGCCGAGGCGAAGGCGAAAGAGGAGGCUGAAGCCAAGGCGCUGGCAGAGGCCGAGGCGGCGAAGGCGAAAGAGGAGGCUGAAGCCAGGGCGCUGGCAGAGGCCGAGGCGAAGGCGAAAGAGGAGGCUGAAGCCAGGGCGAUUGCAGAGGCCGAGGUGAAGGCGAAAGAGGAGGCUGAAGCCAAGGCGCUGGCAGAGGCCGAGGCGAAGGCGAAAGAGGAGGCUGAAGCCAGGGCGCUGGCAGAGGCCGAGGCGAAGGCGAAAGAGGAGGCCAAGGCGCUGGCAGAGGCCGAGGCGAAGGCGAAAGAGGAGGCUGAAGCCAGGGCGCUGGCAGAGGCCGAGGCGAAGGCGAAAGAGGAGGCUGACGCCAGGGCGAUUGCAGAGGCUGAGGCGAAGGCGAAAGAGGAGGCUGAAGCCAGGGCGCUGGCAGAGGCCGAGGCGAAGGCGAAAGAGGAGGCUGACGCCAGGGCGAUUGCAGAGGCCGAGGCGAAGGCGAAAGAGGAGGCUGAGGCGACAGCGCAGGAAGAGAACGAAAUGAGGGCCCUCGCGGAGGCCGCGGCGAGAGCAAGGCAGGAGGCGGAGGAAGCCGAGGCCGAGGCGAAGGCUCUGGCAGAGGCCGCGGAGCUGGAGGCGCGGGCCGAGGAGGAGGCCGACGCCAAGGCCAGGGAGGAGGCCGAGGCCGAGGCGAAGCAGGGCGCCGAGGCGAAGGCGCUGGCAGAGGCCGAGGCGAGGGCGCCAGGGGAGGCAGAAGCCGAGGCGCCGGCAGAGGCCGAGGCGAGGGAGGAGGCGAAGGAUGAAGCCGAGGCGCUUGCAGAGGCCGAGGAGGACGAGGAUCGGAAGUUAAUCAAGCCCCCCACCCUGCCAAGCCGAGCCCAGGAGGAGGCCGCAGCGAAGGCGAAGGCCGAUGCCGAGUCGCAGGCGGUGGCUGCAGCUGCCAAGGCGGAGGAGGAGGAGUGCGCGGCGCGGGCGCUCGCGGAGGCCGCGGCGAUGGCGAGGCAGCAGGCCGAGGAGGCAGAGGCCGAGGCGCGGGCCCUGGCUGAGGCCGCGGAGCUGGAGGCGAAGGCGGAGGACGAGGCCGCCGCCAGGGCCAGGGAGGAGGCCGAAGCUAGGGCGAGGGAGGAGGCCAGGGCGGCAGAGGCUCGGGCCAGGGAGGAGGCCGAUGCAGAGGCAGCGGAGGAGGCCCAGGCCGCGGCGCGGACCCUGGCAGAGGCCGCCGAGCUGGCAGCGAAGGCAAGGGAGGAGGCCGAUGCAAAGGUUUGGGAGGAGGCCGAAGGAAAGGCGAAGGAGGGGGUCGAGGCGGCAGAGGCUCUGGCCAAGGACGGGGCCGAGGCAGAGGCAGCCGAGGAGGCGCAGGCAGCUGUGGAGGAGGCCACCGAGGCCGAUGCCGAGGCAGAUGCGGAGCCCCAGGCUGAGAAGGGCGAGGCGGAAGCCUGCGAGUCGGCCAAAGAUGCAGCGGAAGAGGAGGUAGACGAUGAGGAGGCGUCGAUCGCCAGAGAUGAAGGCGACGUCGUGGCUGACGAGGAGGCCGAGGCCAAGGCAGAGGUGAGGGGCCAGGAGGAGAAAGAGUUGGCCGAUGAGGCCAACGAGGCCAAGGAGACCCUGGAGUCGAAGGGCGCCGAGGCCCAGGCCGAGGCCCAGGACGCCCAGGCCAGGACAGAAGCCGAGGCCGAGGAGGCAGGCGGCGACCAGGAGGAUAUCCGGGCCGAGGCCUCCGAGGAGGCCGACGAGGACGGCGCCGACGGCCCGCCCCUGAAGAAGGCGAGGGCACAGGGCGACGACGAGGGCGCCGAGAUUCAGGAGGAGGUGGAGUCGCCGCCCGCCAGGUGCGAGGGCCAGGCGGCGCCUCACGCGGCGGAGGACACGGCGCCCGCGGAGGCGGCGGAUGAGGAGAAGGCCGACGUCCCCGACGCGGCUGACCUGCGCAGCGCCGAGGUCGAGAGCCCGCCGCGCAAGAGGGCCAGGUCCGAGGGUACCGACGAGGAGGCCGCGCAGAAGGGGGACGGCGAGGCUGCAGCGCCCGAGGAGCGCCCCGCGGCUGCCGCGCCCGUGGCACAGGCGGCGGCCGCGCCGGUGGCGCCGCUGGAGUACGGCCGCGUCGCUGCGCCGCAGGCCGCCCAGUGGCCCGGCGCAGCUCAGUGGCCCGGUGCACCUCAGUGGCCCGGGGCAGCCCAGCAGUGGCCUGGCGCAGCCCAGCAGUGGGCCGGUGGAGCCCAGUGGCCCGGCGCAGCCCAGCAGUGGCCUGGCACCGCCCGCCAGUGGCCGGGGGCAUCUCAGUGGCCGGGCGCAGCCCAGCAGUGGCCUGGCGCAACCCAAUGGCACGGUGCAUACCGGCGUUGA
Molecule: messenger RNA, 3480 nt
Organism: Prorocentrum cordatum
Lineage: Eukaryota; Dinophyceae; Prorocentrales; Prorocentraceae
Source: the annotation of a GenBank genome assembly